GUAGCAGAGCCUGUUUCAUAAAUGUUGACUUUUGGGCUCAGCACAGUCAGAAAUGGGUCUUUCUGGGAUUCAGUUGUGGACAUGGACACUGUUUGUCUUUCUGAGCUGGAUGUUUGUGGGUCAAGUGGUGGCGGAACCACAGUACAUGGUAACCUUUCCUGCGGUCCUUGAAGCUGGAGCUGAGACCACAUUCUGUGUGAGUCUCUUGCGGCCCAGCGAGACUCUUGUCAUGACCGUCACUCUGAUGUCCACAGAGACGAACACAACCCUCUUCAAGGAGACAUCCAACACAGACUUUCAUACCUGCACUCAGUUUCAGGCUCCUUUAGUGCAGAACAAUGUGGUGCAGGAAUUGGAGGUGGAGGUACAAGGCGAAACAUUUCACUCAAAAAAGUUGAAGAAAGUCAUGAUCAAAGUCUACAAACCAAUGACAUUCGUCCAAACAGAUAAACCAAUCUACCUCCCUGGACAAACAGUACAUUUCAGAGUCAUUUCCCUGGACACCAAGUUUAAACCUGUCAGUCAGCUGUACGACAUUAUUGAACUUAAGGAUGCUGGAGGCAACCGGAUUGGACAAUGGCUUAACACCACAGCCAAUGGUAAAAUAUUGCAACUGUCUUACCCUUUGAACUCAGAGGCCGUUGAAGGAACUUAUAAAUUAAUUGUGUGGAUUGAUGGACAAAAAAACUAUCACCAUUUCAAAGUGGAGAAAUAUGUUUUGCCAAAAUUUGAGGUAAAAGUUCAAGUGGCAGAUGAGAUAAGCUAUGGAGAUGAGGAAAUCAAAGUUGACGUUUGUGCAAAAUAUACUUAUGGACAUCCUGUGCCAGGCAGCGUUGAAUUUGAGCUGUGCCGACCUCUGGGUCGUCAUUAUAGAAUUGAUGUGUUUGAUAGACAUGGACAGAGAGUCCCUGACAAGUCUGCGCCGUGCUACAGGGAGAUAAAGAAGACAGAAAAGAAUGGCUGUGCAACGUUUAGGAUUCCGAUGUUCACUUUUACUAAAAAAGCCUUAAGGUUCCUGCCGGAUAAACUGUUUCUCAAAACCACAAUGGAAGAGGAGGGGACAGGUAUUUCAUUCUCACAAGGGAAAACAAUAGAGCUAUCUUACACCGUUGGAAAGUUGUCUUUUAUUGACACACCCAAGAUUUAUAACAAAGGGGCAACUGUGGAGGGAAAAGUUAAAGCAGUUUAUUUCAAUGAUACACCUAUUCCUGACAAGCUGGUCUACUUGUUUCUGGGUGAAAGAAGGUCAGCACGAGACCGACAGAACCUCACUACUGACAGCAAUGGUAUCGCCACUUUCUCAUUAAACACAACUAACCACAACGACAAGAUCCAGCUAACAGCUAGCGUGACAUUAUUGCCGGAGCUAACAUACCAGAAUCUACACCAUGGGACAGCAGUUCACACACUGUCUAUGGUCAAGCCAUCUUCUCCUCAUUCUGAAACAGUCAGCUCUCUAGAGGUGAAGAAGAAGUCGAAACCACUUCCCUGUGAUGGAAAAGCGACCAUAUAUAUCCAAUAUGCUAUAGCAGGAGAGACCGAGGGCUUUGUGGAUGUGAUGUGGUUGAUAUUAUCCAGAGGAGCCAUUAUCGGGCAACAAUUUCAUAAGGUUGCAGUGCUUAAGGAAUCCGUGACUGCAGGCGAGUUGUCCUUUCAGUUGAAAGUGACUCCAGAUAUGGCACCAAUGGUCCAGAUUGUUGCUUAUACUGUCCUCCCCAGUGAGAUUGUGAUCGCCCACAGUGAAGACUUCUCCACAGAGAAAUGCUUCAGUAACAAGGUGUCAGUAGAGUUUUCUCCAUCCUCAGCUGUCCCAGGAGAGGAAAUCACCUUGCAGUUAAUGGCCCAGCCAGACUCUCUAUGUGGCGUGAGUGCUGUGGACCAGAGCGUUCUCAUCAAGGAGCCGGGGAAGACUCUUAAUGUAGACCAGAUAUUUAGUUUGUUGCCUGUUAAAAAAGCAUCUGGUAUUCGAGACGAUAUUGAAGAUCCUGUAGGGUGUAUAAAUGUGAGACAACGAAGAGAUAUUUUGAGAAAAAUUGGAUAUGGCGAUAGAGACGAUCCUUACUCAGUUUUUGAGAAAUUGGGCCUGAAGAUGGCAACAAAUGUGUUCAUCAGGAUGCCAUCAUGUGUGAACUUCAAGGGAGCACCAUACUACACCUCCAUCCUUCAUGGUGAGACUUCUUACUUUAUCAGUUAUAAGCUUCCCCCCCCAAUAAUUGUACACUCGAUGUCGUUGGGUGCUAGUGUGUCAUGGCCGGAGGAUCAUGGAGCUGCUCCACCAAUAGAGACAGCCCGCAGUUUCUUCCCUGAGACUUGGAUCUGGGACCUGGUGGAAAUUGGAGAGUCUGGAACAAAAGAUGUGUCCUUGACUGUCCCAGACACCAUCACCACCUGGGAGACGGAAGCUUUCUGUCUGUCCCCUCAUGGUUUUGGCUUGGCUCCUCGUAAAGAGCUCACCGCCUUCCAGCCCUUCUUCCUCGAGCUCACCUUGCCCUACUCCAUCAUCCGGGGGGAGCACUUUGAACUGAAGGCAACUGUCUUCAACUACCUGUCCAGCUGCAUCAUGGUCAGUGUGACGCCAACACUCUCUUUAGAUUACACCCUCACCCCUCUCUCUGAUGACCAGUACACUUCCUGUUUGUGUGCCAAUGAACGCAAGACCCUCAGCUGGAGCCUGGCACCCUCAGUCUUAGGAGUCAUGAAUGUGACAGUGAGCGCUGAAGCUGUGAAAUCCCACGCAUCAUGUAACAAUGAGAUUGUAACCGUGCCAGAGAGAGGUCGCAUCGAUGUGGUCACACGGCCUCUCAUAGUAAAGGCUGAAGGAACUGAGAUGACAAAGACUCACAACUGGCUGCUCUGCCCAAAAGAUGAUGCUUUGACAGAGGAAGUAGAGCUACAACUCCCCGAGAAUGUGAUUGAUGGGUCUGCCCGGGCUUCACUAUCAGUUCUAGGUGACAUCCUGGGUCGGGCCUUGAAGAACCUGGAUGGACUGCUGAAGAUGCCGUAUGGAUGUGGGGAGCAGAACAUGGCUCUCCUGGCCCCCAACAUCUACAUCCUCCAGUACCUGAAAAACACAGAUCAGAUGACCCCAGCCAUCAAGGAAAAGGUUACCAAUUUCCUGAGUAGUGGCUACCAGAGGCAGUUGAACUACAAGCACUAUGAUGGCGCUUACAGCACAUUCGGAAGUGGAACACCGAACACUCGGUUGACUGCUUUUGUACUGAGAUCCUUUGCCAAAGCACAGUCUUUCAUCUACAUCGACCCAGCAAAGAUUAAGCAGUCAAAGACUUGGCUGAAGAGAAAACAACUUCCCAAUGGCUGUUUCCAAAAGUCAGGAAAACUCUUUAACAACAGAAUGAAGGGUGGUGUAUCUGAUGAAGUGACUCUCAGUGCUUACAUCACUGCUGCGUUCUUGGAGAUGAAUAUUUCAGCUGCUCAUCCUGUGGUGAACAAGAGCUUGUCUUGCCUCAAAGAGUCCACCAGUGACCUCAAAAACACCUACACUGCAGCUAUGCUUGCAUACGUCUUCACCUUGGCUGGAGACAUGGAGACCCGUGCUCAACUGCUGGAGCACCUAGACAAGGUUGCACUACAUGACGAGGGUUCCCUCCACUGGUCUCAGACAGCAACAGAAACGUCAGCCUCUCUGUCUGUGGAGAUCAGCUCCUAUGUGAUGCUGGCCAAACUCAGCGCCUCCCCUACUGUUGAAGACCUGGGCUACACCAGCCGCAUCGUUAGAUGGCUGACAGGCCAGCAGAACCAUUAUGGAGGCUUCUCCUCUACACAGGACACAGUGGUGGCUCUUCAGGCUCUGGCUCUCUACUCCACUCUGGUGUUCAGUCCAGAGAGUUCAAGCACAGUGACAGUCCAGUCUCCCAGUGACCAGAUGACAUUUGAUGUUAACAGUAGAAACAAACUGCUCUACCAGGAGAAGACACUGCAGGAUGUGACAGGAAAGUACAGUCUGGACGUGAAGGGAACUGCAUGUGCUGCAGUGCAGAUUUCUCUUCAUUAUAACAUCCCAACCCCUGCUGAUGUGACCACUCUCAGUGUCAAAGUCACACCAGAGGCUGACUGCCGAUCUCUGAGACCUAAACUAACUCUGAACCUUCAGUCCCUAUUUAGUGGAAAAGAGAGCAGUACAAACAUGGUGAUCCUGGAUAUCAAAAUGCUUUCUGGAUUUGUCCCACAUCAAGAGUCGUUGAAGCAGCUCAAACGCUCCCCGCUGGUGGAUCGUGUUGAAGUAAAGGAAGAUCAUGUUCUUGUGUACUUAGAGAAGUUAAUGAAGAACAUACCCAUCAAACACAGCUUAGAUCUCACACAGGAGCUCGAAGUGCAGAACCUGAAGCCUGCCUUGGUUAAGAUCUAUGACUACUACCAACCAAGUGACCAGGAUGAGGUAGAAUACAUCUACCCUUGUGCUGCAGCUUAACGACUGAAGUGUGGUCACACAUCUCAAGCCCCAGGCUCUUACUGAUGAGACUAAUAUAUCAAUACAUUUUAAUAAAGAUAAACUACAUUUAAUUUCCAUA
Messenger RNA from Scomber scombrus (Atlantic mackerel), 4529 nucleotides. RefSeq names its product alpha-2-macroglobulin-like. Bases 53 to 4429 code for a protein of 1458 amino acids. NCBI's taxonomy places the organism in Eukaryota, Metazoa, Chordata, Actinopteri, Scombriformes, Scombridae. Gene Ontology annotation, molecular function: endopeptidase inhibitor activity. The transcript is spliced from 36 exons. Gene Ontology annotation, cellular component: extracellular region. The record is from RefSeq and is a predicted model, not a curated record.